Molecule: messenger RNA, 27539 nt
Organism: Anastrepha ludens (Mexican fruit fly)
Lineage: Eukaryota; Metazoa; Arthropoda; Insecta; Diptera; Tephritidae
Product: longitudinals lacking protein, isoforms A/B/D/L-like
Exons: 6
Coding region: 24-2945 (973 amino acids)
Biological process (GO): regulation of transcription by RNA polymerase II
Cellular component (GO): nucleus
Molecular function (GO): protein binding
Source: RefSeq, a predicted model, not a curated record
CAGCAGCGUAAGCUGUCACCGACAUGGGCAGUGAGCACUACUGCUUGAGGUGGAACAAUCAUCAAUCCAACCUGUUAGGGGUGUUUAGUCAAUUACUACAGGACGAGAGUCUGGUGGACGUCACAUUAGCUUGUUCAGAGGGCGCCCUCAUCAAAGCCCAUAAGGUGGUCCUCUCGGCCUGUUCUUCAUAUUUCCAGAGCCUUUUUCUGGACCACCCCGAAAAGCAUCCAAUUGUGAUAUUGAAGGACGUCCGCUUAGCCGAACUGAAAACAUUAGUCGAAUUCAUGUACAAGGGCGAAGUUAACGUGCAAUAUUGUCAGUUGUCAGCUUUGCUCAAAACGGCCGAGUCGUUAAAAGUUAAGGGCUUAGCAGAGAUGACCAAUCAGAAUACAACACUCAGAGAGCCAGAACGUGAACCGGAUCGCUUGAGACCGCACUCGCAGCCCAGCAAGAGCACCUGUGACAGUCCCGUCGAUACUGCGCUAGCGGGCGGGUCCACCACAUCGAUCGCCACCUCAGCCGCAAACUUAGCCACAUCAGCCACUUCGACAGCCGCCAACGCCGUCGCCUCUUCUUUGUCUGCCUCAGCCUCUACAACCGCCACCUCAGUCUCGACGACAGCAGCAGCAACCACAACGACGCCAGUCAGCACAGCAGCUGCAGUAGUCGCUGCUGCCGCAGCGGCCGUUGCAGCGGUAACACAACAACAACAACAGCAACAGCAAGCUGCCACAGCAUCUGCCUCGACAACAACGACGUCCACGUCAACGGCAGCCGGUGUAACCGGUACCACAACAACGGCGUCCACAGCGCAAAAACGAGACGCCAGCGGUGAACGCGGCGGCAGUCCGUCAGCGGUGCCCCCUACUAAACGUCAACAAAUGUCACCCGAACGUGACUCAUCGCCGCUGCCACUUGAUCUCUACCAGGGACGUAGCGGUGAAUCAGCAACUGGCGCGGAAUGUGGUAUAGCCGCCUCGAACGAGGAACGUGAUGCGACGACGCAUGUCAUAAGCAAAAGUAACAGCAGCAACAAUAAGAAUGCGAGCAGCAGUGGUGGCGUAAGCGGGAGCAGCACACAAACAGCGUCACACCACAAUAAUGGCAAUAGCGAUAUCAGGACAAGACGACAUGAUAACUCGGACGAUGAAGAUGAUGAUGAGGGUGGUGGCGUCGGCAGCGGCGGUGGUGGUUGUGGUGCUUUGCUCGAUUCACCACCCGCACGACCCGCCUCCUGUAGCGUGCUGGACGUAAGUGGCAUGGGUCUCACGUUGGGCGUGGUGGAGAAGAUCGAAGAACCCGAUAGCUAUGACGAGGAAAUGGAUCUGGAUGAGGAUGUAGAGGAUAAUAGCUCGAAUGAUGCCAUGGGCUUGAAUAUGAAAAUCGGCGCAGCAAUUAGCCAUUCAGCGGCUUCGUUGGCGUUGCCCUCACCACUAGGUGGUGGCAGUGGUGGCGGUGGCGGUGAUCCAGAAUCGGCACGUUCCACGCCCGCUGCAGCUACAAGCUCAUCCUGCGGCGGAGGGCUCAUACUCGCAUCGGAUCUCUCACACCAGCAGCAGCAUCGCGCCACUUCACGUAGUCCACGCGAUGGCGGCAGCGUGGCAGGCGAGCGGCCUAGCAGCAGUGGCGUCUGCAUGCUAUCGGCUACGUCGGGCGUAGUCUUGAGUCCAAGUGCGUCGGCGGCAGCACCAGCAGCGGGCAACGAACCGCUGGCGGGUACGUCCGGAUUGGGGCCAGUGCAGUCGGUGCCACUGUCGCUCAAGAAAGAGAUCGAUUGCAGCGAGGAUGACAACAGCAACAGUCGACAUAUGCAUCAGCCGCGCUCGGCGUCAGCGGGCGGCGGCUUAGGUGGUGAUUUGGAUUAUCGUCUCACAACACACGAAUCGGAAACGUCCGAUUCGCCCCACGUUGCCGCUGCCGGCGGCGGCGCGAGCAGCGGUGGUGGCGGCGGUAGUUGUGGCACUGUUUCGUGUUCCACCUCUGCCGCCGCCGCGGCCGCAGCCAUUGCUGCCUCGGCGGCCUCCACCUCCCAUCAUCUCGACCAACCGCAAACACCGCCGCCCCUUUAUACCUGCAUGUACUGCGGCCACACAUUCCAGCACCAAAGCAAGCUAACGCGACACAUACUCUCGCACUCGCUAAAAACGCUGGAGUAUCGCGAAGCGGCACAACAUCCGCUGUUGCAUUCGCACUUGCUGUCGCACGACCUCAAUAUGGCGCAACUUCCACAAUUCACCACGUACCAAAUGAAUGCUUUGGCGGCCAGCGGCGCUGAAACUCAGGAACAAGCGGCUGCGGCGGUGGUAGCCGCUGCCAUGGAACUGGACUUUGCUGCCGCUUUGGCUGCUACUUGCGGUAGUGUGGGUGCGCGUGGGGCACUCGAUCUCGAUGGCAGUGGUGGUGGUGGCCGAGUUGGGCAUGGUGUUGCUGGUGGUGGAGGCGGCGGCUCGACAUCUGGCAAUGGCGGCAUUGGUGGCUCACCAGUGGGUAGUGGCAGUUUGGUGCUGAGCGGCGCUGGUUCGUCGUCCUCUUCGACGUCUGCGGCGGCGGCGGCGGCAGCGGCAGCAGCAGCUGCUGCGGCCUCCUCGGCGGGCUCGUUGCUUGGCGCAUCAUCGAGUGGCGCCGAUCCAAAUAGUGUUGUGCUGUGCAAGUUUUGUGGCAAAAGUUUUCCCGACGUGACAUCAUUGAUUACGCAUCUGCCAGUGCAUACGGGUGAGCGGCCAUUCAAAUGUGAGUUCUGUGGCAAGGCUUUCAAGCUGCGCCACCAUAUGAAAGAUCAUUGUCGCGUACAUACGGGCGAACGACCGUUCCGAUGUCAAAUGUGCGGGAAAACCUUCUCACGCUCGACCAUACUGAAAGCGCACGAGAAAACCCAUUUUCCCAAGUAUGUGCGCAAAUUUCUUUCACCAAGCCCUGUCGACACAAAGGAUGAACUACCACAAUAGUGAAGCGACUUUAGUUUGCUCCUAAACUACUACUAUUAUUACUACUACUACAACUACAACAUACAGGAUAAUAAUAAUUACAAUUAUUACAACUGACGAUGAGCGAUCGUGAUCUAAAGUGGCCGGCACGGGACGGCGCAUAAGAUCACGAUCAGUGCACCACGAAACAGGUUGAACGCGAUAAUGAUGAUGAUGAAGAUGAAGAAGGAAAUGAUAUUCUGGCGUUGCAGAAUAACAGGAAAAAUAGUAAUCGUAAACCACGACGACAAAGAAUUUGUGGUUGAGCGCCCAUAUGUAGAUGAGAAAGAGGCGUGCCACUUAAUAAAUUGUAAACAAAAUAUAAAAACCUAGAAGUCUGCACGAGCAUACAUACGGCAGCAAUUACAUAUAUACUUAUCUUCUACAAUACAUAUUAGCAACGUACAUAUAUAUACAUACAAUAUGUGUGCAAAAGAGAGUGAAAAAGAAAUAUGUUAGAGAGAAAGAGAGAGAGAGAGAGAUGAGGUGAAAUCAUAUGCAUACACACACAUACAUACAGAUAUAUACAUAUGAUUAAGUAAGCGAAGAAAUUCAAAGAAUAAAGCUACAGUAAGAAGAAGAAGUAUAUACAUAAAUACAUAUAUACACAGUAUAUAUACACAUAUAUAUAUUUAAAGUAGUUGUAAAACAAUUAAUGAACUCAAAGAGCAGAAAAUGUAGUGUGUGAAACAAAACAUAAGAGGAGUGUAGAGGAGAAGUAAAAACGCUAAGCGUAAAUGCAAAAUUUUAAUGCAUUUUUUUACAAAUAGGAAUUGUGUACAGAGUGUAAUGAGUAAACGAGACACGUGGAGCUAACGCAAACACAAACAGAACCAGGAGUAGUGUACGUGAGCGAGACCAGCGAUGUAUGGCUGGCAUGAGGAAGGCAGAAAAAAAUUAAGAAAAUGAAAGAAAAAGGGGAAGAGGCAUGUCAUUACUUUUUCUCCUUUCUAAAACAGUGAGUCCUAAGUGCUGCCGUAGUAAAGGCGCGCAGCUAGCGAGAAAGAUAGAGUAAAGGGAGAGAGGCUGGCAGAGUGAGUAGCAGCGCUUACUCAAAGUGGAGAGCUAACAUAAUAAAGCGUCUAUUUUUAGUAACUACAUACAUAUUUUCAUGUGUAUGUAUGAAUAGUUAUUCAGCAGAUAGAACGAAAGCGAUUUUCGUUUUCCUUGGUUAAAUGCAGGUUUAGGAUUUCUUUUAUAUAAGAAUUGUAUGUACUUUAAAUUGUAAGCGAAAGUAAAUGUUUGUAACAGAGAAGAAGAAAAAAAACACAAAAACACAAAAACAAGAUUAGUAUAAAAGAAGGCGGCGUGAUAGAGAUGGUGCGAGCAUUAAAAAAAGAGAAAAAGAGAAAGUGAAGUAAAAACGAGCGAGAGUCCACUAGCAACAUGUUGCUAACCGUCAGCGCAACAUUUACAUUGAUUAGGUUGAGCGCGAAAUGCGCAGGAUUUUCAAGCAGAACUCUUAAGUGUGCAUACAUACAUACAUACAUACAUAUGUAUGUACGUUUACUUUCAUUGUACAGUUAAAUAAUGUGUAUUGUAUUGUUUUUGUUACAUAUAUAUUUACCUACAUAUACAUAUGCACAUGAAAACUUAUGAAUAUGUAUAUAGAUAAUAAUUUUCACAACUAACUGUUUAGCUGCAGCGCACAUCCCAGCGUUUGCAAGAUCUCAUGUGAUCCUUUUUUAUAUACAUACAUACAUACAUACAUAUAUAUAAUACAUAGAGAAAAGUACACGCAGGCAUACACACACAUACUAUUUGUAGUAUACACAUAUAUUCACUGCGCUAAUGUGGUAGUAAGGAAGGCAUACCUAAAAACAGGCACACAGAAACACAUACAUACAUACAUAUGUGCAUAUUUGUGUGCAUACUGGCGGAGUUCACGUACCCCUCUAGGGACUCGCUUGCGCAUUGAAAUUUAAAUCUACGAUUAUUUUCCAAAAACUCAGUAAUGUUAACGCGCAUGCGCUUCGUCUCAUUUGCUGAAUUUCACAUACAAUUAAAUUGCAACUUUCCAAGCAGCAUAUGGUGCAUACAUAUGUACAUACAUAUACAUAUAUGAACAUACAAAUACAUAUGCACCAUUUUUUUGCUUAUUAAAGUAAUUAGUCCGCAACAAUUUGCAACCGGUUCCUGUUAAAUAUCACUUUUCCGAAAGUAAAUGCAACAUUAAAAAUAGCGCAGAUAUGACAGUUACGUGCAUACAUAUGCACACAAUAUAUAUGUAUGUAUGUGUAAGAUUUAAUUACAAGCAAACUAGAAGAACGACAACUUUUUUACAUACAUACAUACAUACAAUAGCUUAGCAAGACAGAAUGAGCGUUUUACAGCAACAAACAACAACACAACAAAUACAAUUACAAUAGAAUUACCAAUUGGUGCUAAUAAACUACAAACUUACAAAAGCAAAGAGGAAAAUCAAUGCAAAUUUAGCAUAAAUCACAAACUCCCAAUUUGUCAGUAAAAUAAAUAAAAUAGUAAAAGUCAAUAGUGAAAGCUCAUAUACAGUGCAUAUUUAUCUUUCAAAAAAUAACAGAAAAACAGAAAACCAAAAUAUGUAAUAAUAAUCAACAAAUGUGACUACGGCAAAGCAAAAGUUCGCAUACAGUUAGAGACAUGAAAUAGUUAUAUUUAAAUACCUUGUUCAGUUUUGUGAAACCUUAGCAAUACCCCAAAAAAGAAAUUGCUCUCAAGUGUAGCAAAGUUUGGUGAAGAAAAGCUACGAGGCUUCGAACUGAAAGCUCUAUUAAGUAUUUAAAGGAAAUAAGUUUGCAAUUGCCUUUAAUAAACCCUAAAAAUCUUCAAAUUGAAAUGAAACUUCGAAGCCCAAAAGUGUUACUUAUAAAAGCUCACAUUUAUUUGAAAAGCUUUCGCUGACAUUUCAACUGCUUUUCAUAUGCGAAAGCGCUAUGUGAAAGCUUACAUGUCACACACUUUUUAUACAGCGUUCUCGUGCCUCUAAAUAACGCUAUUUACAGAUUAAGUAUUCUAAAAUCAUGAUUUACUUUUUUUAAAUGUUUAUUUACUCUACAUAGUUUGCUAAUUAAGCACCCGAAGAAAUGGAAAAAUUCCGAACUUUGCUCGAACUUAGUGUAGCAAAAUUGUACGCCACUCACUAAUAGAAUAUUUAGUGUGAGGCCAAACGUUUUGCACUUAUAUUUCUUUUGUACUAGAUUGCAAACUUUUGAAGGAUUUUGAAAGCUAGAAGGUUCAGUUUUUCAGUGCUAGUUUAACGGUGGUGAAUUUUUAAAUCAGUAAUCAUGACUAUUAUAGCUGGUAUUCAUUGUUUCCUUUACAAUAUCUCUCCAUACGUAUCGGUUCCUUGCAUCGCUCCUUCUAGCAUUUAUGCUUCGUAGGUCUCCUUGGAGUUUCAAAAGCUGCAAGCUUGUACUGAUAUUGUUCUUCAAAUUCCAGAGUUCUUCAUGAACUAAAAAUAAAUAAAUUGUUGGUGCAAGAAGUGAGCCGUUAUUUUCGCUCAACUCAGUUUUAAAAGCUUCCGCAUCAUCUUUAGGUUUAUAUUUCCCACUUGAUUUUUGAAAAUGUUCGGGUUAUUUUUUAUUGCAUAGAAGGAAAUUCUUUGCAAAUAGAAAUUGUUUUAUAACCUUUAGAAACACUUUUCGAGCUUUCAAAGUUACCUUACAAGCUUUUAAAACUUUUCGUGAGCUCAAAAGCCUUUUUGUGAGCUUUUUCUUUAUUCUGAAGCUUUUUAUUUCUCUUAAGCUUCAAAUAUUUCAUUAUGAGCUGUCAUUUUCAGAAGCUUUAGGUGCACUUUUCGUACUUUCAUAGUUACUCUACGAACUUUCAGAACUUGUUGUGAGUGUCAGAAGCCUUUUUGUGAGCUUUUUCGUCAUUCGGAAGGUUUUUAUUUCUCCAAAGCUUCAAAUAGUUCAAUAUGAGCUUUCAUUUUCAGAAGUUUUAGGAGCACUUUUCGUACUUUCAUAGUUACUCUACGAAUUUUCACAACUUUUUGUGAGCUUCAAAAGCCUUUUUGUGAGCUUUUUCGUCAUUCGGAAGGUUUUUAUUUCUCUAAAACUUCAAAUAUUUCAUUAUGAGCUUUCAUUUUCAGAAGCUUUAGGGACACUUUUCGAACUUUCAUAGUUACUCUACGAUUUUUCACAACUUUUUGUGAGCUUCAAAAGCCUUUUUGUGAGCUUUUUCGUCAUUCGGAAGGUUUUUAUUUCUCUUAAGCUUCGAAUAUUUCAUUAUGAGCUUUCAUUUUAAUAAGCGUAAGAAACAUUUUUUGAACUUUGAAACUCACUCUACGAAGUUUCAAAUCUUUUUGUGAGCAUUAAAAGCCUUUUUGUGAGCUUUCUCUUUAUUCUGAAGCUUUUUAUUUCUCUUAAGCUUCAAAUAUUUCAUUAUGAGCUUUCAUUUUCAGAAGUUUUAGGAGCACUUUUCGUACUUUCAUAGUUACUCUACGAAUUUUCAGAACUUGUUGUGAGCGUCAGAAACCUUUUUGUGAGCUUUUUCGUAAUUCGGAAGGUUUUUAUUUCUCUAAAACUUCAAAUAUUUCAUUAUGAGCUUUCAUUUUCAGAAGCUUUAGGGACACUUUUCGAACUUUCAUAGUUACUCUACGAAUUUUCACAACUUUUUGUGAGCUUCAAAAGCCUUUUUGUGAGCUUUUUCGUCAUUCGGAAGGUUUUUAUUUCUCUUAAGCUUCGAAUAUUUCAUUAUGAGCUUUCAUUUUCAUAAGCGUAAGAAACAUUUUUUGAACUUUGAAACUCACUCUACGAAGUUUCAAAUCUUUUUGUGAGCAUUAAAAGCCUUUUUGUGAGCUUUUUCGUUAUUUGGAAGCUUUUUAUAUCUCCAAAGCUUCAAAUAUUUCAUUAUGAGCUUUCAUUUUCAGAAGUUUUAGGAACACUUCGCACUUUCAUAGUUGCUCUACGAACUUUCAAAACUUUUUGUAAGCUCAAAAGCCUUUUUAUGAGCUUUUUCGUUAUUCGGAAACUUUUUGUUUCUGAAAGUUUCAAAUAUUUCAUUAUGGGCUUUCACUUUCAUAAGCGUAAGAAACACUUCUCGAACUUUAAAAGUAUCUCCACGAAGUUUCAAAACCUUUUGUGAGCUUCAAAAAACCUCUUUAUGAGCUUCUUCGUUAUAAUUUCGCCAAAGCUUCAAAUAUUUCAUUACAAGCUUUCACUUGGAAUACUGAAUCUUUCGGAACCUCUCAUCUGUUCUUCCACAUACUUUGCUUAUCACUUGAGAAAGUAAUUUACAAUAAAAUCAAAAUAUUUUACAAUCACAAGAAUCUACAAUAUAACCAAUAAGAACAUUAGUUAAAUAUACCUACUUAAAUACACAUUAAUACCUACCCAUAUAAUGCCUCUACUUCAUUGACCUGCACCUAGGCACCUAUUUUGUUUCCCAACAGGCAAGCCAACGACCAAAAAAAUUUGAAACCCACAUAAUUUUUUGACAAAUAAACCUCAUUUUGGAUCACUUUAGGCAUUUUCGGAAUUUCAACUACCAAGCUUUCAGCGCUUGGUUCUUCAGAUACUCACUCAUGAGAGCAGGAAAUUUAGGAACGGUAUAUGCAGGGUUAAAACAGUUAUUGCAUGCAGCUUUGGGCUCUCGAUAAUACUUUUGUGCACAUCUCAUUUUGGAAGAAUUAAAGUAUUUUUGCUUUCAAGCCUUUGCGGCGGCAUUCGGAGUCCAAACUUUUAAAUUUCUGAUUUCGUGUUAGUGACAAAAACAAAGAAAUUAAGACUAGGAGCGUGCAUAGUUUGCAAAUUAGUGAGAGUAAAGAGUAAAAAGGAAGAUCUUGGAGAGAAAAGAAAGUGGAAGUGGAAGCAAAAUAUCCUUUUUAUUACUAAAAAUAUAAAAAAUACACAAAAUAUAAAGCUAAACAUCGUUCAUAUAUACAUAUAUAUAUAUAUAUAUCUAUAUAUAUAUAAAUAUAUAUGCAUACAUAUAUAUAUACUUUACAUAUAUACAACCUAAGUACAUACAUAGACACAUGCGCAUAUACAAUACAUACAUACCUACAUUACUACAAGUACAUAGCCCCCGAAAGAAAGUGAAUUAAGUAAUUAAAAAUAGAAGAAGAAGCACUAAAGGACUCCAAAGAUAACAGAAAAAUGUAUGAAAUUUUUAAAGUAAAUGCAAAGAAAUUUUGAGUAUGCGGAAAUUGAUGAGGACGCCAUACACAAAUACAUAUUCGAAUGUAGCUUGGUGGGAUGUGAGGUGAAAUUGUAGAUAUUUAGCUAAGGACUGUGGGGAAUUUUUAAGGCAAAAUAGAGUUAAAAUCACUUAAGAGGACACAAAAAUUUGUAUAAGGCUAAAUUAGGUAGAAAAGGCGCCGAAAGGUGGCAGCGCAAAAGACACUGAACAAUUUCGAGCAAAUACAAAGCAUAUGAAGCAGAAGAAGAAAGCAAGCGAGUGAGAGAGUGAGAAUGAGACAGGUAAUUUAGUUGGCGCUGGAGAAGGUAGGACAGGCAAUUGAGGUGAAAACAGAAUUAUUUGAAGAAAAAGCAAACAGAAAAUUUAUUGCAUAGAGAAUAUCUGUGAUCUUAACGAUAUUUAUGAAAUAUAUAAAUUAAACCGAAGAAAAAAAAACAAACACAAUUUAAGUAUAUAUAAUAUAAUAACAGAAAACAAAAAAAAACAAAUACAAACACAAUUAAUAAAUAGAAAAGCGAGAACCGUGAAGCAAAUAAAGUAAGAAAUAAAUAAAAAAAGUAAGAAAUAUUAAAAAAGAUGUAAGAAAAAUAAGCAAAAAGUACAGGAUGUGGUGAAGAAAUAAGGCAUAAUAGAAUUCAAGAGGCAUGAAAAUGAAAAAACUUAACAUUAAAUCACUUAUACAUACAUAUAUACAGUAGAAGCGUAUACACACACACACACAUACGCAUGUAUAAUUGAAAACUGUUUGCAAUUUGAUUAAAUGCGCGCAGGCGCAAAAUUCUCUAUUUUCCAUUUAUAUAGAUAUUUUUUGUUUUUGUAGUACAGCAAGCAAGCAAGCAGCAAGCAAAUAAUUUUAUUUUCAUUUUCCAAUUUUGAAGCAAAAACCGAGACAUACACUCACACGUACACACACACACACAAGCACCGUACGCGAGCCAGCCACACAUAGUUGUUUAGAUACCUAUUUACAUACACACAUACAUACAUACAGGGCGUAUAUAUGUGUGUGUAUUAGUUAAACACAAAGAAAACCUGCACAUUAAAACACACACACCUGCACACAUGCACAGUUAGAUUUGUUAUUUUUUUCUGUUUUUGUUAUUACAGCUUUUGGCUAGCAUAGUUAUGCAACUAAAAGCAACAACAAGCAAAUAUAUAGAAAAAAAAAGAAAUAUUUAAGCAAAAAAUAAAAAAAUUAGCUUUUUCGGCACUUUGGCAUAUUUUUAAGUUUAAAACUUUCGCUUUACGUUGAUAUUUACGUUUUUAUGUAUUUAUGUGCAUACAUACAUAUGCACACAUACACACAUACAUAUACCAUAUGUAAUAUAAGCAAACACCCCUUUCUCUGAUUUCUCUAUGAAUAACUACGAAGAUAUAUUUUUAAAACUUAAUGUUCGUUUCUUUUCUUGGUUCAAAACUUAUGUAUGCUUAAAAUGUAGAAAAUUAACAAUUUAAAGUUAUAUAUAACAUAAAUAUUUACAUACUAUACAUACAUACAUACAUGCAUACAUACAUAUGUACUUUAUGUAAAGCGUAUUUUGUAAGGUAGUGAGACAAAAAGUUAACACAAACAGACAUAUUUAAAACAAAAACAAAAAACAAAAACAAAAAACGAGAAUAAAAACAACAACAACAAAAUUAUACAUUGUAAAUUGUAUGAGCGCAUACAAAAUUUCUUUUUAGAAAAAGCAAAACUAAAACAAAACCAAACAAUUGAAAAUUAAAACUGCGCAGAGCAUUAGAAUUACAAGUUUAGGCAAAGCAAACCCUUUUAGGCAAAAAAAAAGUUUAUUAAAAAUAUGAAAACAUAAUAUACAUAUAACAAAUUUCGAUAACUGAAAAUUAUAUAUGCUUAUAUACAUACAUACAUACAUAAGUCUUGCACAAUACACAGGCCAUCCCGCUGACUAAUAAUGAACCCCUGCCAACAGAGACACCUUUUGCCGCUUAUAUAAAGCAAAAUUACUUUAACUUGCUUAUAUUAUGAUACCAAAAGGUAAAACGUUAUUUUUAUUAGAAAUAUUUAAUUUUGUAUUGAGGGCUGCAAGCAUUAAUUGAGUGGCUUUUGAAAAACAAAAAACAAAUGUUUUAAAGAAAAUCUUAAAAAAAUUAUAUCUUUACCGCACUUGAAUCUAUUCAUAACAGUUUAACACUUGUUUUGUUUUUGCUUUUCACAUCAUUUUCCAAAAAUAGCGUAAUAUAAUUCACUGUUAAGGGGGGAGCCUGCUUUAGAAGCUUCAAAAAAUCGAUGUUUUCGUGAAUUUUUUUGAGACGGAAGGAAGUAUUCGAUUGAAACGAAACUUUCAGGUUUUAUUGUUAUAUAUGUAUUUCAACAGUCUUCUCAAAUUUUGUCAUUAAAAUAUAUGCCAUAUUAUGGCUGGUACAAGCAUUUUGCCGAGGCAUCUCGAGUGUGCGGCGGGAAAGAUGCAGGUCACAAUUUUCAUCUGAAACCAAAAACCCAAAACAAAUUUUAUUUUAGUAUAGUAUAGCUUCUAGUUAAACCACGAAAAUUAAACAAAAAGUGAGAAAUUUAAUAAUUAAUUAAGAACUAAUUAAAAAAAAUAGUUUUUUUGGAAAAACAAAUUAACUUUAGAUUGUUUAAAAAGUCGGUUAAUCAUAACUUUCUUAAGGUUUUUUUGGUUCAACUAGAAGAGAAUUUAAUUCCGAAUACAAUCAAUGUUAUCUCGUUUUGAUAGGACGUUUAACGUUUUCCCUAUCUUUCCCGCCAAUUAGGAAAAAUCGUAAAAAUAAAAAACCGAGAAAUCGGCUGGUAUCAGCUUCAACAUCGUCCGAUGACGAAACAUUAUGAAACUGAUUGCCGUGGAAUCUGCGCUUCCGUGGUUUUCCAGUCCGUUCACUUGAAGAUGUGUUCCCUUUUGGAUAGCUCUGCAUGAUUUCAAGAUGUGCACGUGUCGAAAAGCAAAUUAGAACUGAACUUAAAUGCUAAAUAUGACUUUGCUCAAGCCGACGCAGCCAGGUAAUACAUAUAUACGCUCGUAUACCUGCUCGACGCUUGCUCACAAUUUCUUCUGUAACUCCGAAAAUAUUUUGAAUUUGCUGCUGAAAUUUUGAGGACACAUUUUUGGAUAGUUUGGGAAGACAUUUAUGCAAAAAAAAAAUCCAUUUUUUGAAACCUCUAAAGCAGGCUCCCCCCUUAAUAUUUUUAAUAAAAAUGCAGAACAUUUUCGUUUCCAAAUCCAGCUUUCCUUCAAACUGUGCUACACACAUUUAGGGUUGUACUGCAAAUCAAGCGUCUUCUAAAGUUAAAUUUUCCUUUACCACACGCCAUUUACCAAGCAAACUAAAAUUCAACAAGCAACGUUUCAAAAAUUCUCCAUACUUAAACGCGCAUUGAUCAAAUGAGCUUAAUUUUGAGUUAACAUCAAGGCAGGCUGUUAAUUUAGCAGCCUAAUGUUAAGCUUACUGUCAAGAAAGGCUGUUACUUUACACGCAAUGAGCUAGCAGUGUUAGUAGUGCAUAAUUUGUCAUAAAAAAAACAACAACAAUAGUUAUUUAUGUGAGGUACAAUACCAUGCAACAGUUCAAAAAUUCAAUAUUAAAUGCGCAUUGAUCAAAUGAGCAUAAUUUUGAGUUAACGUCAAGGCAGGCUGUUACUUUACACGCACUGAGCUAGCAGUGCUAACAGUGCUGAAAAUGCCGCACAUUUGAACGCGCUCUGAGAAAUUUCCUCCAAUUUGUCAUAUACAACAGUUAUAUAGUUGUUGUUGCAAUAAUCUUUUAUACAGUUGAUCAACUGAUUCCUAAGCAUUCUGUGUGCUUGAAUAACAGUGCUUCUCUCAGUGAUAUGACCAAUUGAAAUUCGAAGUGUAACUGUUAAACGGGCAAAUGUGCACGCGAUUUGGCUCCAUUUGCUCUUUAAUUGCAUUAGAGGUUAUUGUAAUUUGUGAACUAUUGUCGUUAAAUUAAAAACUAGCUAAAAUUAACUAAAAUUUAAAUUCUCGAAAAACUUGCUGUGUUAAGUACACGUGCCUCCGUCUUCAUCUGACUCUCAUUAGCUCCGCUCAUUUGUCAAUCGACCCCUGGCUUAACUCAUAGUUUGUUAUCUUUGCCUUUGUUGGUUAGUAAAAUUCAUGAGAUAAGUGUUUUCGUUGUACUGGUGAUGUGGUGAUUGGCUGUAGAAGACGAUUGCCUUUAAUACUGUGUGCUCAGCCACUUAGUUAGACUUGUGGGAGAGCGCCUAUGUAAGCAGCACUGUUUUGUUUGAAGGAAAGUGACGCAAAAUGUUCGUGUUCUAAAUAUUUUGAAAAUUAAGCAUAUUUUUUUUAUUUCUGCUUGAAAAUAAUGUUUUUAUUUUUUAUUUUAUUUUUUCAAACAAUGUUGCCAUUUAGUUAUCAUUUACAAUAUGACGCAUACACGCAUAUGUAUGUCAUCCCCUGCCCUCGUAUGCCUUUAACAAUUAAAAAAAAAAUGUAAAACUAAAAAAGUCGCAUCAAAUAAUGCUGCUAACUUUUAAAUACCUUUCUAACUUGUUUUUAAUUUAAAUUAAUUAAAUUUCUACGCAUACCUGCUUGUACUUCUCUCCCUUCUAUUGGCGCUCAUGACAGUGUACGCAAGCGCAUGCUGCUUUACUGGCGGUGAAUAAAACUGGGAUAAAAAUGUGACAAGAAAAAGAUCUCAAAAUUUUUAUUGUAUUAAUAAAUAAAAGCGAAGGCAAAGUAUGUGUAAGGAGGUGGAAAAAAAUAAAAAUAAAAAUAAAUAAAUAAAAAUGCUAAAAACAAUUGCAAGUAACUUGUAAUCAUAAAACUAAAUUAAGUUAACCCGUUCAGCGCCGGCAAUGCAGCAUCGCAGCAAACGAAAAAUAUUAUUAUGAAAUUAUUUAAAAUUAAGACGCCCGGCAAAAAUUUUGAAAAACUAUUUCGUCUUAAGUGCGUUUCGCUUUUGUUUUAAGGCUUUCAUAAAUAUUUAACGACUUGUGUCUCGAACAAAUCGUAGGUAUACACACGCGAGUGAUUAACAAACUUAGGCAAAAUUCAAAAUUCUAAAUUAAAAAAGAAAAAUAACAAAAUUACGUUAAAAAAAAAACAAAAAUGAAGUACACGCGCAUGAAACCCCCUUUCGGCAUCAACUUUUGGAUAAACAAUUUGGCUGUGAUAGUGUUAAAAAUACAUACAUACAUGGAAGUAAGGCGAAAGAUACGAAAAAACUCAUACCAGUUUAAGGAACAUUUUAGCAUAAUUAGAAUUAUUAUAAUUUCUCUCAUUUUAAUAAAUAUACAUAAAUAUAUUUUUGUUUUAAUUUUUCCAAAUUUUUUAGGCAGUAUUAAAUUUAUAAUAAAAUAAAAUGUAAACAAAAAAGCGAAAAUGUGAUGUUAAAAAUUUUUUAAUUCGAAAUUAAUGCGAUAAAAAUGUAGACUUAAAGCAAAAAUUGCACAAAACCCCUCUGAUAACAUGAAAAAAAAAUUGAAAAUUGAAAGUUGAAAAUUUAAACUUUAGGCAAUCCAGCAAUGCAAAUUUAAGGAACUUAAUAAAUAUAAAUUACAUACAUAUAUACAUAUUGUAUAUGGAGUAAAUAAUUAAAUAUAUAUGAAAGAAAAACAAAAUUGUGAUUUUCGGCCUUUUUAUGCAAAAUUAAACGUUUAGGCAAACUUAUAAAAAUAAAUUAGUAAUAAAUGAAUAAUAAAAAACAAAACCAAAAAAAAACAAAAAAAAGUACUUUACUAUAAAUGCAUUUGUUGAGGCGAGAGAAGCUGAAUUAUGAGCGAAAAAAAUGCUUAAAAAACUUUUAACCAACAUACAGCGGCAUGAGAAAAUUUAGAAAGCUUUUAAGAAAACAUAAGAAUCGCCGCUAUGCGCUUCAAAUAUAUAAUUAAUUGCUACGAGUCGUGACAGAAGGAUCUCAAAAUUUAGCGUAUUGAAGAAUUUAAAUCAUUGCAUCGUAGAAAAGCUAUGUAUGAGCGCACAUACCUAUACAUGCGUACAUGCGACUGUAUGCGACUGUGUGCGUUUUUAUUUUCUGCAAAAAUAUUAAAUUUUUUUUUUUUUUUUGAAUUGACACAAGGAGCACAAGGAAGUAGUUUUUAAAGUUUUUGUAAAUAUAACGGCGCAAAUUUUUUUUAAUUUAAUUUCCCUUUCAUUGCCUGUUCAUUUGUGUUGCGGAAAUUUUUUGUGUAUGCUAAGACAUUCCAUACAAUUAACUUAUGUUUUCAACGUUCUAAGCAAAAAAUGAACAAAAAAAUUGCAAUUUUUUAAAGCCAAACAUCGACUGUCAUGCGCGCCAAAUUCACGAGGUACAAGCAGCGCAUAUUUUUAUAGAAAUUUUGAAAUGAAAAAAUAAAACUUUUUUGCUACUUAUUUUCACAAAAAUUACUACCACUACACACAUACACGCUCGUAUGUAUUUACUUUUACUUAUAUUUUAAAUAAAUUUCGUUUAUAUUACAUUAUGUUUAAUAAACAAAAACAAAAACCGAAACAAAAACAAAAAAAAGCACAGAGAAAAUAUGAUAAAUAAUAAAAAUUAAGCGAAAGAAGAGCAAACAGAAAAAUGAAAAACCACAAAAUGUUAUAUUAAUUUUAAUUAUUAUUGUGCUGUUUGUGUUGAAGCAAAAAAACUAUGAUAUGAAAUUUUUUCUAAAUUUUUAUUUAAAUUAAAUUUGUUUUUGAAAUUCUACAUCAAACACACGCCCACAAACACACACGUUUUCCAAGUAACACGCCUUACACAUACACAUACCAACAACAAGAACAACAAGCGCCACGAUGAAUUUGUAAUGUUAAUUAAUUCUUAAUUAAAACAUUAAUUAAAACAAAAACAAAAAAUAAAAAAUAAAAAUCAAAACAUCAAAAAAACAAAAAAACAAAGAAGCAGCGACUAAGCAUAAGCAAUUGUUAUUUGAGUAAAAGUUAAAUUAAAUGCAAAGCAAAUAAAAUAAAAAUAAAAGAAAUUAUGAAAUGAAAAACAAAAGAAAAGCGAUUUUGGUUUUAUUCUUUAGUUCUUUACAAAAUUCGUUUUCAUUUUCCCAUUUCAUUUUCAUUGCGUUCACUCGAAAUUCAUUGUGAAAAUAUGCCACAUUCAUUACAAAAUUCAUUGUGAAUACACACACACUUUGCAUGCACACAUACAUACAUACAUCCUUAUGCGCACAUGCACACACACAAGCACACGCGCACUGUUCACACUUUCACCUAUUCCCAAACACCAAAUAAAAAGAGGCAGAACUGCGUGGUGAAAGCACAACUUACGCAUAAGAUUUGCGAAAGGUUUGGCAUUGAGCUUUAAAAAACGCGAAAUUGCUCUAUUUAUAUAUUUGUAAAAAACGCGAAAUUGCUCUAUUUAUAUAUGUAUUUUGUAAUAUUAAUAAAUUUCACAAAUUCCAGUUCUUAACUCAAAUAAGUGGCAUUGAAGCCGCCUCACACAAACAAACAUUUUAAAAUUUUGUGAAACAAAAAGGCGCUCAAAACUCAUUAGUGCAAUCAGCUUAGAGGGCGGAGUGAUUGGCCUUGUCCAUAUGCUGGUCGAAAAGAGUGUAUCCAGAAGCAGCACAAGUGCGUCUCCACCCAUUAGGCUACAUCCUGCCUGUGAAAUCUGAAGAGAACAGCUCUCAGUCAUGCAGUUUAUGCGGUGUAUUCAAGGCCACAGCAGCAAUCUCGAUUGAAAAACAUUUUAAAAAAUCUUUCUGGCACUGAGCAUCAUUGAGAUCUUCACUGUAAGAGAUUAUAUACAGGGUGAACGAUAUGAAGUGUUACCUAUUCAAAACACCAUAACUUUUUUGUGUGAAAUUAGUUUUUAUUGAUUUCAAAGACAAAAUUGUUCAAAAAUGAUUAGAAUUUUAACAUAUAUAUUCACUUUAGCUCGAUAUGACUACCUUUUGCCACCUUAUGACUCUAGCCUUCAAGCGGUCAAAAAAUGAGUUGCAUGCUGCACGAAUGUGAUCUUGAGGUAUUUUGGCCCAUUCUCGUAUAAUCGCUCUUUUCAGCGCAUCCAAACUGGCAUAUUUUUUAGUCCUCACCUUGCUCUCCAAAAUGGACCAGAUGGAAUAGUCUAUCGGAUUUGCGUUUGGCGAAUUCGAAAGCCAUUGUUUGGACGAAAUGAACUGUGGAACAUAAUUUUUUAACCAUUCUUGGUGCACACGAGCUUUAUGAGACGGUGCCCAGGACUCGGCGAACGUCCAUGGUCUACGACCGAAAUGUUUACGUGUCCACGGCUCUAAAGCAGCUUCUAAAACAUUUCCCCGAUAAUAAGUCGCAUUCACUUUGACACCAGGCUCGAUAAAAACGAUUGGAGAGCGUCCAUCAGCGGUCACUGCGGCUCAAACCAUUACUUGCGAUGGAAAAUUGUUUCGAGUGGCCAUACGUAGGCUCAAACUUUCGUAUGAGCGUUCGGUCAAGUAAACACGAUCGUUUUAAGUGUUUAUGAACUGCUCAAUUGGGAAAUUUUUUUCAUCAGAAAACACAAUGUUGGGAAACUCGCCACGUUUGUGCAAGCGCAACAACUCCUUUGCUCUUUUGCACCGAACUUUUUUUUCGCUGGGGUGAAAGAUCAUCUGAUUUUUUGAACUUGUAAGCCUUGACCUUGAGCUCAUUUUUCAAUAUGCGUUGAAUGCUGUCUUGCGAUAUUUUCAGUUCUUUGGCCAUUUUUCUUCCACUUCGACGUGGAUUUAGUUCAAGUCGAGCAUUCACUUUCCGAAAAAUAGUUAAAAUAUGUGCCCAAGCGAAAUGAGUUGCAGUUAUGCAGCAAAAUUGCACGGAAAGUAUUUUCGUAGAACCUUCUAACAGUUUAGCUCUCACCUGAAAGGUUCAUUUUGUCACUUGCUUCAAGGGGAACACCUCCAAACUUUGCAAGUCGUUUGGCAAGUCGUUAGAGGACUUAAUUUUUCUAGGAUUAAAUAAUUUUACUAGGGGUCUUCUCGGACGCAAACUUUAUGUCACAAACGUAAAAAUUCCUAGAGACACUAAAAUAGAAUCCUAAUAAAAUCAUGCUUAUGGCUAUGUAGAUCAUGUCAAGCCCUCAAUGCGACCAGGAAGCGGUAAAUGUUAAACUCGUGUUGAAAAAAUAGAGCUUACAUUGCAUGCACUAGGUUUUCAGUUUAAAGUUUUUUCUGAAAAAGUAACUUUCACUUAAAAAACUAUACUUUGAAUACCUGCAAAAGGACGCAUUGGCAUUUUAGGUGCCUAAAAACCCGCUUACUUGCCAGUGUCUGCUGCUUGAAAUUUGAAAGGAUCGAGUCAAGGAGCACCUAAACACUCAGGCUAAACAGUCCAUUGUAUUUAAAGCUCUGGAAAGAGGGUAGAUAGUCAAGGAGGGAAGGAGAAAAUUAUCUGAGAAAGAAAUAGGAAAGAAUAGAGACAGAGAUAGAGAUAGUUAGUGCUAUGAGAAUUUGCCAGAUUCUUUGGCAAAUCUAAAAAUAUCCUCCAGUUUGAGAGAAGGAAUUUUACUCAUUCUCAUAACAUUGGAACCCAAUUCGUAGCCUUGCUCUAGCAAAGGCAGGACACUCACAGAGAAAGUCCUCAGUGCUAUCCGCUCCUCCAAGCACGAUAGGCUCAUUGGGUCCUCAAUGAUUCCAAUGGUGGUCAUAUGCUAACCCCAUGGGUUGUGUCCUGUAAUGAUACCGACCAUCAACCGAACGUCUUUCCUUGCAAGUUUUACUAGCAGAAAGUUUGACAGUUUUCAGUUCGGACUUGUCGCAAAACACUUUGCAGUUCUGCAGCGGUCUAGACCGGACCAUCGCUCUUUAUGUAGAUUGCAUACAUAAUCGCUCCAAUCCAAUUCAUGAUUCCUGCGGAACUGAUUCCAAUUAUUGACUUUGGCCCUUGUGGAGGAACCGCUGAUCCACAGUUGGCCAAUUCAUCGGCAAUUUCGUUUCCUUGAACACCGGAGCGUCCUGGAAGCCAUAUAAGUAGAAGCCUGUUUUGUCUUGCGACAGAAUUAAGCUUCUUCUUACGUUCUUGAACAAUCUUUGAGGUUUGCGUCGCGUUCUCCAAGGCCUUCAGUGCAGCCUGACUGUCAUUGAAAACUCCAAUCUGUUUCCCGCUCCAUCUCCGCUCGAUUAUCCAUUCGGCUACUUUCAGGAUGGCAAAAACUUCUGUUUGGAAAACAGUUGGCAUUUCCCCCAUAGCAUAGUGAUACUUAUUACUAUCGUUUAAGUACCAUCGGGCUCCAGACCCUAUUUCAUUCUUGGACCCAUCGGUAAAGAAAAUAUCGGUCAAACCUCUCUGAAUCCAUUCUGGAUCGCUCCAUUGCUGCUUAGUUGACUAUGCCUUUGUGUAGGCUUUCUGCAAUGUCAGGUAUCGCUUGACUAGCACCCAGCCCUUAGAACGAACGAACCAAUUAUUAGACGCCAGAGCAAGGCAGGAAUUUCAAUACUUUUUUAAACCGUAGCCAACUCACUGCAUUGGGAGAGGAACAAAAUCAUCAAAAGCUUUAAUGAACGAUUUGCCACGGAAAAACUGCAGAGCUUAGAACAGAAUCCUGUCAAAGCCAAUAAAUCGUACACGUUGUGCUCUCACAAUUCCAUACAAACAUACAAACAUCAAUAUAUUCAUACAUAUAUACAUUCAUACAUAUAGCUUUAAUAUCAAUCAACACCACAUUAAAUUUCAUUUUACUUCCAUUUAAGUUAGUUAUAUUGUACUUUUACGUCUUUUACUAUUAUUAUAUAUAAUUAAUUAUUUCUUUCUUAUUUCUAUAUAAUUAUUUCUUUUUAUAUUUUAAAAAAUAUUUUUUUUUUAAUUUCCAAUAACUGUUUUCAAAUUAUAAAUGGUGCCUAUUUGAAUUGUGCCAAGCCCUCAAUGCGUUUACGAAGCGUUAAAUGUUAAAUUUGUGUUGGAAAAAUAGAGCUUUCACUGCAUGCGUUUCGUAUUUAAGCUGAAAGCUUUUAUGUAAAAGUAACUUUCACCUAAAAAUCUGGGCUUUCUGAAAUAAAAUGGUCGCUGAAAUUUAAAGCGUGGCUUGGACAUUUACCAGCUCGGCUAUAUGAGCUUUCAAAAGCUCUAGUUUGUUAAAAGCUUAUGAACUACUGCGCGACGAAUUAAAUAGUUGGUAACAACGCGCAAGCUCCGUUAGAUUUUUCGUUUGUUGCUAAGCUUUUACAAGCGCCAAGUUGUAAGCGCCACUACGCAUAUCGCAUGUGAAAGCUCAUUGCGUUCAAUACACAAGUUUGCAUUUUUCAACUGCAAUUUUUUUUUUAAUUUUUUUACUUUUUUUUAAUAUUUUUUUUUUACUCUAACUUUGUUGCCUUGUUGUCAUCAAAAUUAAAACGAUGUACUACAACAUGUUUUGGAAGAACGCGCUAAAUUUAAAUUUUUAGGCAAAAUUUUACCAGCAUAAAAAAUUCAAUUUUAGGAGUUACACACAAAAUUAUCAUUUUGGAACAAAGUAAUUUAGGAGAAAACAAGAAAAUUUAAAGUAAAACUAAAAUUAUAAGGCAAUUAAGAAGUCAUAUACUAUAUAUACAUACAUACUUAUACAUACAUACAUACAUAUAGGAGGCGAAAAUUAUAGAAAGUAGUGCAUUUUUAGGGCAAUAAUGAUUAUAAUGAAGUAAAAGCAAAAGAAAAAAACCCAAACUUAUACACGACAUAAGAAUUAAGUGAAAAUUUAUGAAGCAGAAAAAUCAGCAAAAUAAAACAAAAACAAAAAAAAAAAUUUCAGGCUCAAAAAUAUGAAUAAUGAAAACCAAAUAUUUCCAAAUAUUUGAAAAAUAACAAACUAAAGUGCAGUUUUUUUGAGGACAACAAAAACUUAUUUCAAUUAAGAAAUUGCGCACCUUAAAGUUAAAAAACAACAACAAAUAUUUGUAAAAUUGCCAAACUUUGUUCACUUUAAGCCGCUUCAAAUACAGUAUGGCAAAAAGAAUUCGCACAUAUGUAUUUACACGCAACCGCCAAGUUGCUUAUCAGCUUUGACGCAAGCAUUCAUAUAUACCUACAAGCGUACAGACAUGCAUACAUAUAUACAUAGGUGACUGAUUAAGUCAAAAGAAAAGCAGAUUUUGUUGGUUUUUGUUUUGUGCGCGCGCCUGGUCAGAAAAACAAAAAUAAAAUACAAGAAAAUAAAGUUAAAAAUAUGUAUAUUAAGUAUAAGUGCAUUUUAGUACUUAAUAACAACAACACAAUUGGGUUUAUGCAAUGCAUAUAUGCAAGUACAUACAUAAAUAUAAUCAAGCAUCAAUUUUUAUAGCAUUGAAAAUUGUAAGAAAUAUUUCACACCAAAAAAAAAACCGAUACAUAUAAACAUACAUUUCUAUAAGUUAAUACGAUAUAAAAUACAUACAGCUUAUAGUGCCUCCAUAAAAAGUAAAAAAAAAAAACAAACACUAUAAUCAUGAAAAAGUAUUUAAAGAAAAAAUUUACAAGCACAGCCGCACUUAAAAGAAAAAAGCAGAAGAAUAUCGCAAAUAUUAGCGCCAGCCUGGCAAUACUAACAUUUUAGUUUUUAUGUACGCAAAAUCUACUAAAAAAGUUACGCACAACGCCAUAUUCAUAGUAGAAAUGAGGUCCCAAGCAAAGUCGCAAGCAAGUCAAAUGAAGAAGAAGAAGAAAUGUUGUUGUAGCAGCAGAAACAUUCACCGUACAUAUAUGGGAAAUAUUGCUGGAAUGGCAGUCCUUGACCGAAUAUAAAUCGGGUCGUUCCGGUAACGUAGAACCGACUGACGUGGGAGCGAAGAAGAAAUGUAUUUAGCUUCACUUUACUCAAAGGAAUUGGUAUUAUUAUUGUCGUUAAACUUUCCUUAUUUUGUAGCGAAGCCUCAAAAUUAUUACUCAUUUUUUUUUACUCAAUUAAAUUUAGGGUUCCGACAUUCCAGGCCCAUAUCCGUAAAUCGUAGUCCGGUUUUCGUUUGCGAUGGUCGUCAACGUUGAGGGGCUCAUUAUCCGAGGCUAUUGCGGUCUUCACUGGUUGUUUUUUGUUUUCCGUGGCGGGUCCCAAACCCAGCGCACAACCCAAAUUUAAUGUCCUGGGGAGACAUUCGUCUCACACAUUCGUUCACUGCCCGGCGGGUGCUCAGCAGCUGUCCAGGAUGGCCAAGGAAAAUACAGGAUCAAAUCCAGGGGGCUGUGUGUCAUCUUGGAUAAAGCAAGUGACAAGGAUAGAGCUCUGGAGUUUACCAUGUUAAACCCAGUCAAGCCGUUGCCUUGUAUUGCUAAAUCCCAUACAUCCCCUAAUAACAAAUUAAUUGCCAUACAUUUUCACCUAAUUUUUCUCUAUAUCUAAAUAUGCUAAAAGCAGUGAGUGCUUUUAAAAUUUUAUUUCCAAUUGUAAAAGUUUUAUUUCCCAUUGUACUUCUCACAAAAGAAAAUUUAUAAUUUGAAAAAAAAAAGAUCAUUUACAGUUCUGGCACAAUUAAGCAGAUUAAACUCCUACUUAACCAGAAUCGACCCCGACAUACCAAACAUAUGUCCUUUUUACCUGCCCCAACAAACCACUAAUCUAACAGCGCUCCCCCUCUGGACCCAACCUGUCGAAGCAGCAAGUUUCCUGGGCCUACCGUUAGAUGAGUUAGACGAAGACGACCGGUGAUUUACACUACACUGACAGGGUUUAGUAUUGCUGCUAAAACAAAAGCAACAUCAUUUACAGGUUUAUUGCACAUUUUUAGUAAUCAAGAAGCUUUUCAUUAGUGAUUUCAUAUCUUAAAAGCUCCUGACAGCUCCCCUUAAAGAGGACAAAUACAUGUCAACGGCAAUAUUUUCUCUCAUUUUCAUUAAAAUUAUUUAAAAUGAAGAAGUCAAUAUAUUUUUUUCAAAAUUGGCGUACAGUUUAUUUAUACAUUUUUUUUUUAUUCAUUAAAAAUGGCGGAUGUACACUCAAUUCUUACAGGAAGGUCGCCGCGGAGCUUCUCAAUCGGCGAGCAUUGUAGCAUCGGCGUCAGUGACCUGACUACAAAAAACCAAAAUUUUUUUUGUUUAUUAAGUCAUAAUUUCUAUAUGAAUGAAGCAAAAAUUAAAAAAAAAAAUCGCGGAAUAAAAUGCUUAAAAAAAUGAAUUUUGAGACGAAUUUUCCUACUAUUUUUGCUUCGAAAAAAUUAUUUUUUCGAGAAAUUUUCGAAAAUUUGUAAGUUUACAUAGAAAGUAAUAUCAUAAAAAAGAUGUGUGCAAAAUUUCAGGGAGAUCGAUCAAUAACUUUUCGAGUUAUCGUGUACGUCAAUUCGAAAAAUAUAGUUUUGAGAAAAACGCGUCUAAAGUCGGCAACGUAACUAUGCCUCCCCAGCGCUCGAACGCAAAGAAUAGAGUCGUCACGGUUGACGAUCUAUAAUACAAGAAAUACUUAAAUUUACGUUCUAAAAAUUUGUUGACAUAUUCUUAAAGGAUUAUAUUAACAUUUUAUGAAAAAAAAACAAAUUUUUUUCGAAAUUUUACAGGUAUCUGUCCGCUAGAGAUUUACUACAAGGUGCUACCUUUAAAAGCUCUGGAAUACUAGCAAUACGUCCCCUUUCUGUGUUAAGCUCGUAACUUCAUUUCUUUCGAAAUAGAGAUUUUUAGUGAAAAACACUCCUUAGCACUCCUGUGUUCAGAGCGUUUCGAUUUUUCUCGUAUCUUCAUGUUCGAAUUCAAAAACCUAGUAUCUACUAUAAGUAUCGUAAAGUUUAACUCUAAACAUUUAUUAUCGAUUUACUGAAUCGAUUUACUGAAAAUUAUGACUUUGUAGAUACGAAGUUAACACAGAAAAGGGACGAAUAUUCUUCCAAUAUUGUUGCUCUUUCUUAUUUUCAUUACCGCAAGUGCUCUCGAAUUUUCGCCCAAACAUGGAAUCAUUUUAGUGAGACCUUUUUAUGACUUUCACUAGCUGUUUACAACUAUUUACUUUUGUUGCUUUAUUUUUUUCCGGGCACUUCUGCUAGAUUAUAUGAAAACUAUGAGACAAAGUGAAUAACAUUUUAAAUGUUGUUUUAUUAUUUUUUAAUAGCUCGAAACUUUGUAAAGCGUUUUCGAAGCUGUUUAUUCUCUUUCUUGAUCAUUGUACAGAUCCAUAAGUAAAAACACUCUCAGCUGGUUGCCGAAAAAUGCCCACAGUGGAGAUCACCUGAUUCCAAGUGCAUAAAAAAUGAUUAAAUUUCAAAGAAAAUCCUAUUAAAAAAUGGCGUAAAAAUGCAGAUAUUUUUGAAGAAAAAGCAAAAUAGCUAAGAAUAUUUGUUCUUGUAAAUAUACCAAGUCAAACAUAUUAUUUUCUGUUUUUUUUUUUGUCUAUUAUUUUUAAUGUUACUAUAAAAAUUCGAAUUUGGUAUAGCAGCCCCACCUUUUCAUGCUUAAGCAAAAAUACCAAGCACUUACAGCAUCUCACACUUGACUGCCAAUCAAACUCACACCAAGUGUGCCUGUCAAAAAAUAGGCAGAAGAAGAGUGCUAUUUAGUUUUGUAUAAUGCUCUUGAUUUACGUUCCAGUUGGCAAAAACCAUUUGGUGCAUUCCAAGAAAUUGUGAUUUUCAUUUUUUGCCCCUAAAAUUUCCAUAGAAUCAUACAUGCAAACAUUUCUUCAGCAGCCGUCUAAGUUUAAGUCGUACUUGCACGGCAAUGAAACGAGGGAAGAAGAAAUUUUAAAGUCGCACUUGCACUGCAAUGCAACGAAGGAAGAAGAAAAUGUCAACCCCACGCUUUUUAACAUACAGCAAUUCAAGUGUUGCUCUCAGAGACCAGAGUUGAUACUCGUCGAUGACUGUAAAGUUACUGUAAACGCAAAAACUGCCAGAAGUGUUAUGAACCAUACGCGGGAUACAGUUGUGCGUAACUGAAUUGAAAAUUUAGUAUAGCAAUGGGACCAUAGCUGCAUUUUAGUAUUAUAUUUAGCUUUCUUUUUUACUCUCGUUAACAGCCUGUUGUUAGUUUUUAUUUUUCAAACCAUUCCAUGGCCAUUUUUCUUGACAAACCUUGGCUGGCGCUAACGAAACAAAAUUUGUGCGUAUCGAAUUUAUAAGAAAUUUAACUGAACAAGGUCAAUAAGCUUAAAUGAUAAAAAGUAUAAAAAAGCAAACAAGAAAUAAAGAAAUAAGAAUAAAUAAAAAUUAAAAAUCAAUAAGAACCACAAAAAAGAAAAACUAAUUACAAAAACAAAAAGAAAACAACUACAAGCUAAUAUUGCAAAACAUAUUUUAUAACAAAACAUAUAAGUAACAUUUAUUACAAAAGCUUUUUUUCAUUUAAUUCUCAACAAAAAAAAAAAGCUAAAAGCUUUAAACAAAAUUAGUACAGAAUUGUAAAAAAAUUAGAAGAAAAAAAAACUAAUAAUAAAAGUAACAUCAAAAGUAAUUAAAUUUAAUAAGCUUUGGCACACAAAAUUCAAUGUUUUUCACCAAAACCUAAACAAAAACUGAAUUAACCACAAAAUUUAGCAUUUUCGGAAACUUUCAAAAACUUUAGAAACAAAGUCAGCGACCAGAAAAAUAAAAUCGAGUAUGACGGACUCGUGCGAAAAAAUGCAAAAAUGAAAGAAAUACAAAAAAUUACAACAAAAUUCAACUAUACAAAAUGGUUACAUGAAAUUUGCAAUCACUACGAACCCCCAUAAUAAAAACAAAACCGCAAGUUUCGGCAAACAAAAUUCUUGUUGCUCUCAAAAAACAAAAAAAAAAACACUACUCUCGACAUUCAUGAUUUCGAUAAAUUUGAAAUUUUUUCAUUUUUCAUUUUCAGCGUUUUUGUUUAUUAAUAAUUUGUUCAGUUGAUUUCGAUAGCAAUACAAGUGAAUAACAACUACAACAGCUACAAGAAAACAAAAAGCUCAGGGUAAUACGGAUUCUUCCAAUUAAAGAAAAAAAAAAUAAAACUUAAAGCAAAAACAAAUUAACAUAUUAACAAUACUACAAUAUUACAACAAAAACAAGAACAACAACAACAGCUCAAAUAAAUAGUCUAACAGUAAUGAUUACCUUUAAUACAAUACAAUGCAUUAAGUAAAAUACUACAACAACAAACAGCAACAGCAGAAAUAACUACAUACAAAUAUGACUAACAAAUUUGCAAUAGUACCGGAACAUACAACAACAAAUAUUUAUACAUAUUUUUUAAUUGAAUAACUGACGUAUACGUAAAUAAGCCCCGAAAUAAAUAGUUAGUGCAUACCUACAAACAUACAUACACACAUUUAAGUGUAUUUGCGGAGGACAUCAGAGUGAAGGCAAUUAUUUACAACAACAAUCAAUAACAAUAGUACUAACAUAAUAAAGAAAUAAAUAAUUACAAAUAAAUGUAAAAUAAUAUUUUGAUAUUUUUUUUUGUAAGGAUUUUUGCCACGGUUUGUUUUCUGCAAAUAGUUGAAGAAAAUGAUUCAAUUAAUUUUUUAUACAGAAACUUGAAAAAUAGUGCAAAAUAUUUCAAUUCUCGAAUGCCUUUUUUACAAAUAGCAAAACAAACAAAUAACAACCGAGAUCGGUAAUACAACAAAUACAGCAAUAACUGUGAAAUAUUAUACUUGCAAAGCAGGCAAAACCGAAGGCAGCGCGCGUGAGAAAUCGUAAAUGCUCGGAAGAGCUGCCCGAUGCCUGUGGUGAGAGCCGUCAACGCUGAGCGCAUUUCACAACUUGAAUGCCUUUACAAGCUCUUGCAGCGAAGACAACAAAUAUUUAAUGAACUAACAAAUACAAAUGUAAUAAACAACAACAACAAUAAUGUCAACAACAGUAAUAUGCCUUGUUUACUUACAUACUUGAGAUAGAUUCUUUUCUCCAUAUACAUACAUAAAUAUUGAAUUAUUUUCGCAUUCAACAGCCGCUAGUAAAUUUAUUUAUUUCCGUACCUACAUAUGUACAUAUAUAUGUAUAUGUACGUGCAUCAGUGUGACUACCAGAGUACCAAUCCAUUUUACCUACAUACUACAUACAUAAAUAAAACAAAUAUACAUUCAUACGUACACACCUAUAGUUACAAAAUCCCUUGCAGUAGUUAUGUAUUUACUUAUUUUACGAACUUUUUAUUCUAUUUAAUAAAAAACAUUUAUAAAUUGUUAUGAGAAACUUGUAAUACAUACAUACAUAGUUACCAUCAUACUGUACCAUUAAUAGAUACGUACGUACCGAUAUCCGAAAGUAGAACCGAACCCCUUCAAUCAGCCAAUCAGUCAAACAAUCGAACAAAUCAAUUCACAGCAAGCCGAUCUACAACUAAUCCGAUUGAUUAACUAAUUAAAGAAAAAUAAUAAAAUAUGCAAGCAAAGUGUUUGAGAUUUUCCAGCGUGCGAUUUCUAAAUGACGUCAAGUUGUCGCUUGUCGUUGACAACGCAAAUUCAUUGAAAGAUCUUCUCGUUAUGAAUCCAAAAAUGCAACUUCAUGCGCCACAAGAAAACAACUCAAAACACUGGAUUAUUUUAAAAAAUGGUUUCAGAUAGGGUACUUAAAAUCUUCCCAAGAAAGUUGUAUAAGCAACAGCGACACAAUAGGAAAUAGUGAAGGCAGUAAGCUUGAACAGAAAUUAAUAAAAGUAAUGCUUAAAUCUACAGUAUUCUUUAAAAAAAAAAACACUUGCGAAAAACUUCUUUUCAAACAACUUUAAAAAAUUCUCUGCAAUAAAA